Molecule: messenger RNA, 3386 nt
Organism: Perca fluviatilis (European perch)
Lineage: Eukaryota; Metazoa; Chordata; Actinopteri; Perciformes; Percidae
Product: 5'-AMP-activated protein kinase subunit gamma-2-like
Exons: 14
Coding region: 593-1918 (441 amino acids)
Source: RefSeq, a predicted model, not a curated record
UGACACGGCUGGUGCGCCGGUCGCACUUGUUAAUUUUGCAUCACUUGCGAGAGAGACAUUUCUCAACUGAAGCUGUGUGGAAAUCCGAGCUUUUAUACUCCAUGCCUUUUCCAUCAAAUGUAUGAGCUGACGCAGUAGACUGCUUCCUGUGGGCUUUGUGCUGCUUGAGGAGGAUUCUUUUUUUUUGCCUGGAUGCAAGCUUAGUCUAUAUUGGUGACUUGCUGCGGUUGUCAUUUUCUGUUUGUAUCUAGCACUGCUCUCUCCAAAGAAAAGUGGAAUGCUCUACUUCAUGGAGUAGCCAAGAUAAUUUUCUCUCCUGCAGAAUAAUCCAGAAGACUAUUCUACAUAUUCUUUAUCCUUCGAAUGAAGUUGAUCAGUUCAAUUUCUCUCCUAAAAACAGACUAAACAGCUUCAAAAUCGUUUUCUAGAUCUGUGGACGUCAGCUGGAUAUCCCUUUCAACCUCUUUUUGUACUUUUUUCAUCAAAUGGAGUGACUAUUACUUGAGACAGUUUUGAGCCAUCUCUGCACCCCUAUCGUAAUGCGGUUGGCCAUUGUCAAAUUUAGUUUUGAACCCAAAACCUACUGAGUUUCAUGAAGAGGUUUGGCAGCCUGAGGAGGAACAAGAAACGGAAGGAGCCAGAUGGGCUAGGAGGGAGGCAUCAGUCCGAGUCGUCAUGUCUUUCUGCCUCUGGACUCUCCACACCACCCACCACCCCAACUCAGGCGUCCAGCCAACCGUUAUUUACCCAGGAGGCCCAGCCGAGCAGGCCCAGCCCCGAACGCCUGGAGGCGAGCUAUCGAUCCUGUUCAAUCUCCACACCUCCAGACACAGGUCAACGCCUCAGCCUUCCCUCUGCUAAACCACCGAUCCCUUCCUCGAGCCCUGUGACAUCUUACUCUACCUCGCAACAAGUCUACGGUUUAUUCGAAGGCAUGCUGGAGAAACUUGAACUAGAUGAUGAUGCUGCUGAACCUGAAAGUGAUAUUUACAUGCGCUUCAUGAAAUCCCACAAGUGCUAUGACAUUGUCCCCACAAGCUCCAAGCUGGUGGUGUUCGACACAGCGCUCCAAGUUAAGAAAGCGUUCUUUGCCUUGGUAGCUAACGGUGUGCGAGCUGCUCCGCUAUGGGACACAGAGAAGCAAAGCUUUGUGGGAAUGCUGACAAUCACAGAUUUCAUCAUCAUACUACACAGAUACUAUAAGUCACCGAUGGUGCAAAUAUAUGAAUUAGAGGAGCAUAAACUUGAGACAUGGAGAGAGGUGUACCUACAAGCAACAUUUAAGCCUCUGGUCAACAUAUCACCUGAUGCAAGCCUAUUUGAUGCCGUGUACACCCUCAUCAAAAACAAAAUUCACCGCCUGCCUGUCAUCGACCCCGUCACAGGGAAUGCACUUUAUAUUCUCACACACAAGAGGAUCCUCAAGUUCCUCCAGCUUUUUAUGUGUGAAAUGCCAAAGCCAGCAUUCAUGAAGCAGACUCUCGGGGAGCUGGGCAUUGGUUCGUACCAGGACAUCGCUUUCAUCCACCCGUACACGCCCAUCAUCAAAGCACUCAACAUUUUUGUGGAGAGACGAGUGUCUGCCCUGCCUGUGGUAGAUGAGUCGGGCAAAGUUGUGGAUAUUUACUCCAAGUUUGAUGUGAUUAACCUGGCUGCUGAGAAGACGUACAACAACCUGGACAUUACAGUGACGCAGGCUCUGAAACAUCGCUCCCAGUAUUUCGAAGGAGUCAUGAAGUGCCAUAAGAUGGAAACAAUGGAGACCAUUGUGGACAGAAUAGUCAAAGCAGAAGUGCAUCGGUUAGUGGUGGUGGACGAGCACUCCAGCAUCGAGGGCAUCGUCUCCCUGUCAGACAUCCUCCAGGCCCUGGUGCUAAGCCCUGCAGAUGCCUGUAAGGAGGAGAACCUGACUGAGUGAGAGGGAGGAAGCAUCAGCUGGAGUGGAGACGUGAUGGGAGUAAAUAAGUUGAAUGGUAUGGAGCGUGAGGCUGAGCAGAGCCAGUCUGAAGGUCCCAGAGACUCCUGCAACUGAUGCACUGUAGAGGCUUGGAAACCAAAGAGCUAGACAGAUGAAUGAAGUGGAGUUCCUGCACUGAGGAUUGAUUUUCUGAGUGUUUUUUUUUGUUUGUUUAUUUGAACACUGAUCAGACACACACACACACACACACACACACACACACACACACACACACACACACACACAGUAUACUGUAUUUAUACACACACACACGCAUACACAGAGAUGCAUUAUGUUCAUCUGCUGGGGAAAGGUGGGAAAGUCGAGACUGGUUCUGAUGAAUUAGGGCUUCAGUGUUUUGCGUUGUGUAGUUACGAUCAUGCUGCUGUCAUCUGUUGAUUUUUAGUCUCAUUUUGUAGUCAAUACUGAAUGUUAUCACUUCUUGCUAUGUGGUGUAGAAAGGUGGACAUUGAGGGAUGCAAUUUAUUGUUUGGUAGCAAAACUACACUUUACAUACAAUGUGGCCAUUACAGUUUGCCAGUGCCAAUAUAGAGGGAUUGAUGCCCAAUAUGUAUUUGUGCCUUUUUUGCUCUGCCGACAUCUGUUAAAACUGUCAGUAAUUGUGUCCUUUGACUUUUUAUUGUCAAAUGAGUGCAAUUAUUUGGAUUUGUUUUAAUAAAUGGUUAAGAUAUCAAUGUGUAAUAGUUGGCAGAUUCAGCCUUCUACUUCUCCAUUCAAAAAAGAUUUCCCUUUCAUUUGGUUGCAUAUUCUGUGAUUUUUAAACCAUGUCAGAAGUGUCAAGAAUUUCUGUUAAAUAUAUCUUAUUCUAAAAUGAAAAUCCUAAAUCAAAUCAAAAUCAUUUUGGCACAAAAACAUAUAGUGGUCAUAGGGAAAUGCAACUGUACAUCAAUAAGGAUUCUAUCCGCCAAGAGCUAUGAGUGAGCACUUCUUUUACAUCUGUAGUCAUUUAGUCAUUGUGACUCAAGAAUGCAUUUUUGUAAUGUUAUUAAAAGACCGGAAAAUGUCUUUUUAGGUGUUUAAAAACUUUAAAAAAAAAUUACUUUCGGUUUUGAUGCUUCAGAUAAUCUGAUACUCACAAACAUGCAACACAACUCUGUUAUCUCAGCUGUAGCGCGACAGGACUCAUCUCCAUCUUUGACUGUAAAUAGGAUCAGUUUCGGGAAACGUGUCACAUAAAGCUUUAUUUUUAUGAAUGUGUCAACAUGUUUAAAGAGACUGCAGUUUUAUUGUUAUUUUUGUAAAUAUAUUGUGGCAAUAUGUCCAGUUCAAAGAGACUUUGUAUCUGAUCAACAUGUACUGUAAAUGGGCAAGCAUGAGAAACUACACUUCAGCAGUAUGAAUGUCCUUUGUUUUACUUUUUCUAUUUUUCUGGCUGCACAAAAAUAAAUGGACACUGAAUGUACUUUAA